Molecule: messenger RNA, 1689 nt
Organism: Ectocarpus siliculosus
Lineage: Eukaryota; Phaeophyceae; Ectocarpales; Ectocarpaceae
Source: the annotation of a GenBank genome assembly
AUGAAGAAAGAAUUAAGCGACGACAAGAGCCUCACGGGUGGAGAUCCGCGAAAACUGGAAAUGCGAGCCAUACUGGAAGACCCGAUCGGGCAGAAGUACAUCGGCCAGUUCGCCAAGAAAGUCAUGACACAGGAGUCAUUCUAUGCGUGGGUUGACAUCCAGGAGUUCCGUAGCAUCCCGACAGGGGACUAUCGGAGGGGAAAGUCGAUGCACAUCUACCAGAAGUACAUCCGAGAGGGCGCCGUCUUGCAGGUGGGGAGCAUCCCUGCGGAAGAGCGAGCAAAGAUCAAGCACAUAAUCGACGCCGGGGUGGUGGACAAAGCCGGGAACAAGAGCGGCAUCUCGACGGACAUGUUCGACUUCUUCCGGAAGGCGGUGUUCAAGGAGAUGUUCUACAACACCUUCCAGAGGUUCUCCGCCUCUCCCGAGUACGCCCAAAUGCACGCCGACAUCAAGAACGCCUACAACAAGGUAUGUCCAGACGACUUCCUGUACAUCGAGAGGAUCGGCGAGGGAGGGUUCGGUCGGGUGGUGCAUGUCAAGAAGAAGACCACCCAGUCGCACUACGCGAUGAAGAUCCAGCUCAAGACAGCGCUGCUCGACACGUUCAACGAUGACCCUACCCGAAUUGACCAUGAGAGGCGCGUACUGUCGGUGACACAUCACCCGUUUAUCGUGGGCAUGGACUACGCUUUUCAAACACCGGAGUUAGGGAUUAUGUGUCUCGAGCUUGUCACCGGGGGGGAUCUUCAGGAGGCGAUCGAUACGGCCCCGGAGGGAAGGAUCGAAGCGAAACGGGUUCAGUUCUACUCGGCGGAAAUCAUUCUGGCGCUGGUGCACUUGCACGACCUCGGGCUCAUGUACCGGGAUCUCAAGCCGUGCAACGUGCUGCUCAUGGGGGACGGGCAUGUCAAGUUGGCGGAUAUGGGCGGGGUGGCGGAAUUUGCAGACGGCACCUGUUUAGAGACAAACAAGGACAAGAAUCCCUUCACGGGGACGGAGAUAGGGUCGUUGCCGCAAAGUAAGUCCUCGGAGGACGGGCCUCCAACCCUCAACAACAAGCACCGCCGACGGAGUAUCAUGGGCACGCAAGGCUACAUGGCGCCGGAGAUGGUAAUCCUUCCAAAGCAGCCUCGAUCGGUCAGGGUGGGCUACUCAAACGCCGUGGACUACUGGUCCUUGGGCGUGACGGUGUUCAAGCUCUUGACGGGGAGUCGACCGUUCGACAGGCGGCGGUUUCAGGAGCUUCUUGAUACCAUUUCGUGGCCGGAGUACGUGGGGUCGGAGGCGAGGAGUGUCAUCUCCGGGCUUUUGGCCUGCAAAGAGACGGAGCGAUUAGGGGGCACCCCGGAGAACUUGCUCGCUCUGAAAAGUCACGAGUACUUCGAGGGGAUUGACUGGUUACGGUUAAGCCAGAGACACGUCCUUCCGCCGUAUCUUCCAAAGGUACCCCCCUUGAGAGAAGAACCUCUAUACCAGACGUUCGACCACCUCAUGCGGGAUUUCUACGCACAGCAGGAGAUGGAAAGUGCUACCAAGGACACUUACGAUUGGUUCGUGGCCCCCACGGAUGAGGACCAAGCCUUCUUCAACUCGUGGGACUUCGUUAGCAUGCACACGCUCAAGAUUGAGCUGGGGAUCAGCAGCGAGAUGGCUGUACACGACCAAAGCUUCAAGUGCUUAAGCUGA